GCUUGAACUCUUGCGGUAGUUGCCUCUGGCUUGGCCUGUAGAUUUUCAUUUAUUAUCUUCAAGGAUUUCGAGUACUUUCGGAAUAUGUUAAGAUUUUAAAGUUGAAUUCUGUUUUCUCUUUUUGUUGUUGCUUUGGGUUCUUAAGUUUUUUAUCCGUCUAGAUUUCCUCCCCUGUGAUACUGAAUUUUGAUGUAUUUUGUGAAAAUUUUGAGUCGUCUUUGCAUAUCGGUGUUAGGGGAAAUUAAGAGAUGUUAUUAUAAAAAGGAACUUCAUCAGAUUGAUGUUAUAUAGAUGUUGAAAUCUUUGGAUUUAUUAAAGAUAGCUGGGACAAUCCUUGCAUUAUACUCGUGACAUACCCCACACCAAUUUUUUGAGGAGACUUUGCCGACCAAGUGGUCUGGUUUGAUACACAAUAAGGUAAUUGCAUACGGUCAUUAACUGCACUAGAUGUCGCAUGGGAGAUUUAUUCCAUUUGAUAUUUUUCCGUCUAUCCGUGAUAAGAUUGAAUUCUCUGAGGAUUAUAGAUCUAUUAGCGUCUAGAGGGCAAUAUUUGUACAGAAACCAGGACUGAGAGUGUAUGUCUUACCGAUGUCAAUGAACUUAUAGUUCAAAAAAUGGAGAAUGAGGAUGGGCUUGAGCUUAGCUUGGGUCUAUCCCUGGGUGGAGGUUCUGUCAAGUCUAAAGGUAAAAUUACUAGCUCCUCAGGUGCAAACCCUGAGGAAAGCGAUAGAGGCAAUAAAUUGGUUGAUGAUUUCAAGAAUUUUCUUCAUGGAGAUAAUCAGAGGCAAGAAUCAGACACUGGAUCUUUCCAGAGUAAUUCAAUUCCAUCUAAAGAUAAUUUUUUCAAUGACCUGUCCAAGGUCGGUGUAGAUGGAGACUCUUCUAUCGAUUUGAAGAGGAAAGGAACCUGGAUUGAAAGUAAUUAUGUAGAAGCUGAGGAUGAAAAUCUGCCAGAAAUCGGCAAUAAGCGGAAGUUGUUGUUCAUGGAAAUGAACAGUCAAAAGAAGCAGGAAAAAGAAUCUCAUCAUGUUGAUUUACAUGAAAAAGGAAGGGCAUCAUACAUUUCCUCUACCGAAGAUGGUUCAACUGCUGAAAAAGGAGAUGUAGUAGAGUCUAGAGCUGAAGAUUCAACAUCAAGGCUAUCAUCGAAACAUGAUGAUAGCUCCAAACAAUGUGUAGGAGAGACUACUCUGCCUAAGGGUUCAAAGGAUCUCUGUGGAUUUUCUGAUUCAGGUGCUGUAGAUUUAAGUAGGCAGAAAAGGUUUAACAGUUCAUCAGUAGGAGUUUCGAACUCUGUGCAAGCCAUGAAUAUGCAUAAUGCGCCUUUCCCUUUAUCAGUCAAGGAUACCAACACUCUUGGUGCACCCAGUACAUCUGGUCAUUUGCAAAUUGGUAUGCAGCACGUGCGACCUACUGUCAAUGGUGACCGAUCAGGGGCUGAACAUGUAAACCCUCGAAACUUGCCUCUUAUGGCUGGCAUUUCACCGCUUCAGAUUUCAGCAAUGGACAAAGAUAAGUCAUGGGGGUUGGUUUCUCAUCCUCAAAUGGUCCAUCAUCCCCAUGGUGGCGGUGGUGCAUCAACUAGCUCAGCUCCUGCGCGAGUAAUUGGACAUUUUUCAUCCGACGGUUUGUUGUAUGGUGGGAGGGUGACCGAACAUACCAAAGGUGAUAGCAAACAGCCCGUCGUGGAAGAGGGUUCCUCUUCUCGAGCAGAGCAGGCAAAAGGAAGCAGCCCCAACAUGAAUGCAAAAGACAUAUUGGAACGGUCGAAAGCAGCCGGUGUCUCCCUUGAUUUUCCAGCUAUAAAGCCAGGCAUUGCUGCAGACAUUGAAUUUGGAGGAUGUGGUUCAUACCCAAACCUUCCAUGGGUUUCCACCACUGCUCCGGGCCCUGCAGGUAAGACAAUCUCUGGUGUAACAUAUAGAUAUAAUGCAAACCAGAUUAAGAUUGUUUGUGCUUGCCAUGGUACUCACUUGUCUCCUGAAGAGUUCAUUCGACAUGCCAGCAACGAGAAUUUUAGCGCACAGAAUGACAAUGGUCCCGCAACGAUUCCAAACAAAAAUCCUGCUGCCUCGGCACAAAGCUGAUUUGAUAAACAUCCACAUUAUUUACGACUUCACUUGAACAAGAUCUGUUCUAUAAGUUGUACAUCUAAUCCUUAAAUUCUAAGGAUUGUUUGCUUAGAAUGAAAAUAUUGGAGUCGCAGAAGGGAAAGAAAAGAGAGAAGUGGCUGGUAGACAUGGUUUUGCAGGCACCGUUUGUAAUUUAUUUACUCGUACGAUAAGGUAAGCUGAUGGUGUUCAAGUAUUUUUCUAUGUAUUUAUAAUUUGAUUAUGUAUUAUAAUUCUCAUCGUUAAAUAGUCGCAUUGAGUUAAUUUUCACAAUGCUAACAAUCUUUUUACUGUCGAUUUAGAUCGAGAGUUCAAGCAAAAUAUGUUCAAA
Molecule: messenger RNA, 2442 nt
Organism: Benincasa hispida (wax gourd)
Lineage: Eukaryota; Viridiplantae; Streptophyta; Magnoliopsida; Cucurbitales; Cucurbitaceae
Gene: NINJA
Product: Putative interactor of JAZ
Biological process (GO): jasmonic acid mediated signaling pathway; negative regulation of DNA-templated transcription
Cellular component (GO): nucleus
Source: RefSeq, a predicted model, not a curated record